Molecule: messenger RNA, 681 nt
Organism: Neocloeon triangulifer
Lineage: Eukaryota; Metazoa; Arthropoda; Insecta; Ephemeroptera; Baetidae
Product: orcokinin peptides type A-like
Exons: 4
Coding region: 26-502 (158 amino acids)
Source: RefSeq, a predicted model, not a curated record
UCCAACUCGUCCUCGGCUCGCCACCAUGAAGGCUGGCUUCAACGCUGCAGUGGUCGUUCCUCUGGCGCUCAUCCUCGCCGCGGCCGCCACCGCCAAACCAACACCCACGGAUGACACUCUGCCAGCAGAUCUUGAGCUGCAAAGGCACGGCAGCCCCUUGGCGCAAUUAGCAUCACCUCGACAACUUGUUCUACGAGACACCUUUUUACAAGUGCGGCCCAGACCCAUCAGGGCGUUCGAUACUUUGACCGGGGCGUCAUUUGGAACUAAUAAGAGAGGUGCCGGAUUUGAUUCAAUCAAUGGCGUUUCUUUCGGAGGCCAGAAGCGCAACUUUGACGAGAUCGACAGGUCUGCCUUUGACGGUUUCUACAAUUACUACAAGAGAAAUUUUGACGAGAUAGACAGGACAGCAUUCAAUGGCUUCUACAAGCGGAACUUUGAUGAGAUCGAUCGGGAUGGAUUUGAUGGGUUCUACAAACGCAGAGAUCCCUCAGCUAAUUAAAUUCCACCUUCUUUAAACGAAGUGUCUCUCACACUGAAGUGCAUCCUCCAUUCUCACACAACUAUCCAUAUCAUACCAAGAGGAACUUUCUCAUUCUUUUCGAAACUGUACCUUCAUUUUUUUUCUUUUAGGCAGGCUGGAUUUGUAAUUAGCUAAUAAAGAAUUAACCGAAGCUACAA